Coffea eugenioides is the source of this 816-nucleotide messenger RNA. Its product is annotated as fasciclin-like arabinogalactan protein 3. Gene Ontology annotation, cellular component: plasma membrane. The coding region runs from base 1 to 816 and encodes 271 amino acids. The record is from RefSeq and is a predicted model, not a curated record. The transcript has a single exon. Lineage: Eukaryota; Viridiplantae; Streptophyta; Magnoliopsida; Gentianales; Rubiaceae.
AUGGGUGCCUCCAAGAUCUCCACCUCCUUGAUCUUCCUGUCUUGUUUGCUCCUUGCUUCCUCCGCCACAACAGCGGCAUUUAACAUCACUGCUGUCCUUGGGGACAUCCCCAGUUUUAGUAACUUCAAUGAACUUUUGAGCAAGGCAGGUUUGGUUAAAGCCAUCAAUUCUCAAUCACCCGUAACUAUUCUUGCCAUCCCUAAUGAGCACAUUGGAGACCUUGCUGGUAAACCGGCUGAUGUUAUUAAAAUUACCUUGAUGACUCAUGUGGUUCUUGACUACUAUGAUCUCCUCAAGCUCGCAAACGCAAAAAAUGGGACAAGAAUGACAACCUUGUUCCAAAAAACUGGUGUGGCAACUUACGAUCAAGGCUUCUUGAUUCUAAACAGAAGUCAUGGUCAGCUUAUAUUUUCCUCGGCUGCCAAAGGUGCUCCCCACAAUGUUCAGGUUGUUGCAACAGUAACGCAGCAUCCAUUUAACUACUCCAUCAUCAGUGUUUCAAGUGCUAUCAUGACGCCUGGAGUUGAUGGCACCACUCUUCAAGAACCACCCAAGGCAGCUGGUGCUCCUGCUCCAGCCAAGAAGGUGUCUCCACCCCCAGCUAGCGAGGCCCCCGAGGCACCGACUCCAUCAGAUGAUGCCACAGCUCCCAGUCCUGAUGCCCCCUCAGAUGCCCCCAAGAGCGAUGCACCUGCAUCUCAGGCACCAGCUGCAGAUGCUGAUGAUGACAAAAACCAAAAUGCAAGUUUCAAGCACCUGGCCUCUAGCACUCUUGGUUUUGUCGCGGUUUUGGCAUCCUUCCUUGCUGCUUAUUGA